UAGAAAAUUGACUCCUCGCACUUUCCGUAGUGGGUUAUUUUCCCAACAUGGCUGCCAUCAGGAGCGGGGUGACUCCGGGUUGCCUAGCAAGAUGCUUCCUGAGACAGACUGGAAAACCGAGCCGGGGCAGCCACCCCCUUUCAGACAUUUGGAACCACCGGUUGCUCCAGAAGUCUCAUCUUCACACGGUGUUUGAGUGUCGCAGUCCAGCCGCCAAGACUCUGCUGGGCCGCAGACAGCAUGGGAAGUUCCUCUGGGUGAACACUGUGGCAGUCAGACACAACAGCUCACAGAUACCACCUGAGGAUGGAAUCCUGGCAGCUCCGGUGUUGGAAGCUUCUGACGGCCUUCCAGUCUCUCUGCCCGCUGACCCUACUCCCAUCAUCGCACAACCAAUCACUGAAGAGAUCCCAGUUGAAACGGUUUCCAUGGCAGUACCAGUAGGGGACAUCUCUCCUCAUCCUCCUGUCUUGGGUUCCUCCCCUGAGUUUGUGUCCGCUGACAUUACCCCUAUUUUAACGCAGCCAGUCAUUGAGCAGGUGGCUGAUGCUGCACCGACUGCAGUGGAGGUCCUGCAGGCUGUGACUACAGAAACCAGUUUAGCAGAACUGGGAUUGGCCGGCAAAACGCCAGUGGGCCUGAUCCAGAACUUGUUAGAGUUCAUGCACGUGGAUCUUGGUUUGCCCUGGUGGGGGGCCAUUGUUGUAGGAACGGUGUUGGCUCGUUUGGCUGUGUUUCCAGUCAUAGUGAAGGGCCAGAGGGAGGCAGCCAAGCUGAACAAUGUUCUGCCUGAGAUGACCAAACUUACUGCCAGGAUGACUGAGGCCAAACAGAGCGGAAACAAAUUUGAUUUUGCCAAAGCCUACUCUGACCUGAACUUGUUCCAGAAGAAGCAUGAUGUAAAUCCUCUCCGUGGCUUCCUAGUUCCUAUGGUGCAGGCACCAGUCUUCAUCUCUUUCUUCAUUGCACUGAGGAAGAUGGCCUAUCUGCCGGUGCCCAGCUUGCAGACAGGGGGCCUGCUAUGGUUUCCAGACCUGACAGCAGCAGAUCCUUUUUAUAUCCUGCCUUUGGCUGUCACUGGAACCAUGUUCUUCAUCCUUGAGUUGGGUGCAGAGUCUGGUAUCGACAACCCCAAUCUGCGAGCCAUGAAGACUGUGUUCAGGAUCAUGCCCUUUGUCAUCCUCCCCCUCACUAUCAACUUCCCCACGGCGGUGUUUACCUACUGGCUGACCUCCAACUGCUUCUCCUUGGGUCAAGUCGCCCUGCUCAGACACCCCUUUGUCAGAGAUAGGUUGAGGAUCCCGGAGAGGAUCAAACACCCAGCCUCCGCCCUGCCCCAAAAUGAUGGCUUCAUUGAAAGCAUGAAGAAGGGCUGGAAAAAUGCUCAGCUGGCCCAGCAGCUGGAAGAGAGGGAAAGGAGAAUCAAAAAUCAUCUGGACCUAGCUGCUAAAGGUCCACUGAGGCAGACUUUUACCCACAAUCCCCUCCAGCAGAACCCACCUAUGGCUGCAGCAUCAGCUAAAGCCAAGCCAGCUAGUGGCAAGGUGAGGCCAUGGAAGGACACUAUUGGAUAAUCAGACUGGUUGAUAGCUUGACAGUAUAAUGAUUUAUGUACAUAUUUAUGGAUGGAGAAGACAAGGGUUGCCAUUAUGUAUUAUUCUAAUUAAAAUUUAAAAUCUGCCUCAAAACAA
Messenger RNA from Siniperca chuatsi (mandarin fish), 1691 nucleotides. RefSeq names its product OXA1L mitochondrial inner membrane protein (gene oxa1l). Gene Ontology annotation, biological process: protein insertion into mitochondrial inner membrane from matrix; mitochondrial respiratory chain complex IV assembly. Lineage: Eukaryota; Metazoa; Chordata; Actinopteri; Centrarchiformes; Sinipercidae. Bases 48 to 1574 code for a protein of 508 amino acids. Gene Ontology annotation, molecular function: membrane insertase activity. The transcript is spliced from 11 exons. The record is from RefSeq and is a predicted model, not a curated record. Gene Ontology annotation, cellular component: mitochondrial inner membrane.